AUGGAGCAGAAGAUCAGCUCUUUCUUUAAUUCCAUCUUGGAGCUCAUCCGUACCAAGCAUGAGGAAGGCGUCUUCAACACCGUCUGCCUGGCCGUGCUGAUGGGUCUGCCCUUCGUCGUCCUCAUUGCGUUUGUUUUCAUCUGCUGCCACUGCUGCUUCUGCAGCCGGAGGGGAGAAAGCGGGAAGAAAGGUGGCCCCAGCAGCAACGGGCAGCUGCACGCCGAGAGGAACAAGAAGAAAAAGAAGAAGAAGAAGAAGGAUGAAGAGGACCUGUGGAUCUCUGCUCAGCCCAAACUGCUCUUGCUGGACAAGAGACCCUCCUUGCCCAUCUAGCAGACAGGAGGGCGUUCAGGCCCUCCCCUCUGAGAUGCCACCAGUCCUUUCAGCUGCGCGCUAUGGGAG
Molecule: messenger RNA, 402 nt
Organism: Gavia stellata (red-throated loon)
Lineage: Eukaryota; Metazoa; Chordata; Aves; Gaviiformes; Gaviidae
Product: KIAA0040 ortholog
Exons: 1
Coding region: 1-333 (110 amino acids)
Source: RefSeq, a predicted model, not a curated record